AAUCGUACUUGCCACACCUUCGUCUAUAAAUUUUUCAACCAUGCAUUCAUCAUCACUAGAUUCCCAAUUUAUACAGAUAUGGUGAAGUCAAUGGUUCUCGCUCGAAUCUCACUUGCUGCGCUGUUUCCUCUUUGUAUGUGUUAUCGAACACAUCAAAGCACGGGCGCGGGAUCUCUCUCCCCUUGGUUUUACGACAACUCCUGUCCGAACGCACAAGCCAUCGUUCAAUCUUUCGUCGCCAAAGCAUACGCCAUUGACCCUCGCAUGGCUGCCUCAAUGCUUAGGCUCCAUUUCCAUGACUGUUUCGUCAAUGGAUGUGAUGCUUCCCUCCUUUUGGACAGUAGUGGAACCAUAGAAAGCGAGAAACGAUCAAUUUCGAAUCGAGACUCUGCUAGAGGUUUCGAAGUCAUUGACGAGAUCAAGUUUGCUUUGGAAAACGAAUGUCCUGAAACAGUUUCUUGCGCUGAUAUCUUGGCUCUCGUUGCUAGAGACUCCAUUGUAAUUUGUGGUGGACCGACUUGGGAAGUAUAUCUUGGAAGAAGAGAUGCAAGAGAAGCAAGCUUGAGUGGUUCCAUGGAGAACAUUCCUACUCCCGACUCCACGUUACAGACACUUGUUAACAUGUUCAACGUUCAAGGACUCGAUCUCACCGAUCUUGUUGCCCUCUUAGGGAGUCACACGAUAGGAAAUUCGAGGUGCUUAAAUUUCCGACAAAGGUUAUACAACCAUUCUGGAAACAACGAUCCCGACCAGACUUUGAACCAAAACUACGCAUACAUGUUGCAGCAGGGAUGUCCGAUUUCGGGCGAGGACCAAAACCUCUUUAAUCUUGACUACGUGACGCCGAAUAAGUUUGACAAUUACUACUUCAAGAACUUGGUGAACUUUAGAGGACUCUUAAACUCUGAUGAGAUUUUGUUCACGCAAAGCAGUGAAACCAUGGAGAUGGUCAAGUUCUACGCGGAGAAUGAGGAAGCCUUCUUUGAGCAGUUCGCGAGGUCGAUUGUGAAGAUGGGAAACAUCUCACCGUUGACGGGGACUAGUGGUGAGAUCCGGAGAAUCUGCCGGAGGGUUAAUCAUGAUUUUUGAGUGAGUUUCAUUAUUUGGAUAUUUUAAAGUAAUAUUAACGUUCUUGAUUUGUGUUAAUUUAUUUUUAUUUUGUCAUUACAUUAAUUAUGAGUUUGGUGAUUGUAGUAUAUGGUUUACCCAAAUACAUAUCAAUUUUUGUUGCGACUAAAGUUUGCUAAUGAA
Molecule: messenger RNA, 1251 nt
Organism: Capsella rubella
Lineage: Eukaryota; Viridiplantae; Streptophyta; Magnoliopsida; Brassicales; Brassicaceae
Product: peroxidase 36
Exons: 4
Coding region: 79-1089 (336 amino acids)
Biological process (GO): response to oxidative stress; hydrogen peroxide catabolic process
Molecular function (GO): heme binding; peroxidase activity
Source: RefSeq, a predicted model, not a curated record